UAGUUCACACGUGUUGUCCAAAAUACAAAUGUAAAACUUUUUCUGACACGAAGUUACAUCGUGCAGGUACCAUGGUGUCGUUGCAGAUACUUGGACAUUUAUUCGCGCUGAUUAUUGUUGCAAACAAUAUAAGACAAGGAAAUGGAUAUUCAGAGGAUAUGAACGCGCAAGAAGUAAAUAAGGAGGAAGAUAUGUUAAAAGAUGCGCCAGAUUCAGCGAUCGGAGGUUCCUAUAAUGUUAAAAGUAGUAAAGGAGGAAGACGCGUAUUUGCAGGAGGUUGUACCCGUAGACCGAGCGCGCCUGUGAAUGGCAAAAUAAAAUGUUCUCUGGACAGUGGUUGUACCGCAAGUUGUGCGUCUGACUAUAAAUUUCCGAACGGCGCAUUUCAACUAACGAUUACCUGCGUCGAUAAGGAAUGGCAUGUUGGAGGAACCGAGUGGAACUCGAUACCACAUUGUGAACCGAUCUGCAUGCCGGAAUGUCAAAAUAAUGGAAUAUGCGUUGCGCCUCAUCAUUGCGACUGUCCUAAACACUUUACUGGUCCGCAGUGCCAAUUUGAAGAUAGACCGUGUCUAAAUUAUUCUCCACCCGUUCUCAAUUCUUAUAAAAGAUGUAAUGCGAAAACUUGCACUAUAUCUUGUAUGGAGCGUUUUACUUUUCCCGACGGUUCAUCCGUCGCCAAUCUAAUCUGUAAGAACGGGAGUUGGAUGCCAACUAGAAGCGAUUGGAUUUCAAUUCCGGAUUGCGAACCUGUGUGCGAUCCACCUUGUCAAAAUGGUGGCAAUUGUCUGCCGAUGAAUGUAUGCCAAUGUCCACAGGAUUAUCGAGGUCCUCAGUGUCAAUACUCUGCCGAUAUUUGCGAUGCCGAGAAACUACACUUCAAUGGUGGAUAUCACUGCAGAGAUUCUGGCGAUAUGUAUUCUUGCACGCUGUACUGUCCAUCAGGAAUACAAUUUGAAUUUCCGGCUUCUUCGAUUUACACUUGCACUUACGAUAAAGGAAUCUUCGAACCACAGCCUAUACCGCAAUGCAAGGUUGACAAUAACAUUAAGAUCAUCUCACAUGGCACAUUCCACAACACCUACGUACGAGAAUCGAAUCACUCCUGGUCGAUGGAAAAUGUUUAUAACACUAAAACGAAACACUCUGAAGAGAUUUAUGAAAAGUAUAGGGUUUACGACACCAAUGCAUCUUCACAUCCAAUUCAAUUUAAUGAUGAUCGCAUAACGGUUUUUGAAAUAAAUCGACCGAAACCAAAAACAUGUUUCACCUGGGGAGGCGCACAUUACAAAACCUUCGAUGACAGAAUCUACAGCUUUGACAGCGAUUGCUCGCACACGCUUCUUCGAGAUACUCAAGACGGCGUUUGUACAAUCGUGGCAUCGAAUGGUCCGGGUUGCAGAACCGGAUCGGAUCGUCAUUGCUCUAAGAUCGUGAAAUUAUUCGUGCACGACAAGAAGUACGUACUUACUAGCGACGACACAGGUAUGCCGAUAUUUUCCAACAACAAACGAUCGUUGCCGAUACCGAUAUACUUGCCUGGAUUGCGCGUGGACAAGUCCGCGCAUUUCAUCCUCGUCUCUCUCGACUCGCUGGGCGUGAAACUGAAGUGGGACGGCGCCUUGCUAUUGCAGAUUGAAGCUUCUGAGAGUAUGUGGAACAAAACGGCUGGUCUGUGCGGUACUAUGAACGAUGAUCCGAACGAUGAAUUCUUAAUGAAGAGUGGAAGUUACGCUCAAACUAUACCGGCGUUGGCAAGUUCUUGGCGCGUCGGAAGUUUCGAAGAAACAUGUGAUGAUUAUCCAAAUAUUCAACACGCGUGUAAAUCGAAAGACGAGUUUGCUCAUGAUGCGCUCCAAUUGUGCGUCCAGUUGCUCUCCAAUAAUAAAUUUAAGGCUUGCGCUGACACGAUUAAUCUUCCUGAACUGACUGAUGCAUGUUUGUGGGAUUAUUGCGCGUGCAAAUAUGAAGACAGAAAAAAAUGCGCUUGCGACACGAUGGACGUUUAUAUCCGCCAGUGCGCUCACAAAGGAAUUGCGCGAUCAGCAGCGUGGAGAAACGAUGAUACUUGUCCCAUUAACUGCGACGGUGGACGAGUGUAUAUGUCAUGUGGUCCAAAGGUGGAAGCGUCUUGUACUUCCAGUAUCGAAGCAACAAGCGGAAGUUCUGAGUGCGAGGAGGGCUGUUUCUGUCCGGCAGGUACCUUGGAGCAUCAAGGGAAAUGUGUCGCACCAGAGGAGUGCCCGUGCAGGUUGAGGGGCAAAUUGUUUCAGCCAGGCACAAGCGUGCCAAAGGGCUGCAACACUUGCACAUGCACUUCCGGUAAGUGGGUGUGCACGCAAAUACGAUGUGGUGCUAGAUGCGCCGUUUUGGGCGACCCGCAUUAUACUACAUUUGAUGGCAAACACUAUGAUUUUAUGGGAAAGUGUAAAUACUAUUUAAUGAAAGGAGAAAAUUACACGAUCGAAAGUGAAAAUGUUCAGUGUUCCGGAGCGAUAUCUCAGAAUAUGGGAUUUGCUUCUGCAGGCUCCCCAUCAUGCGUCAAGGCUGUUACAAUUACUUUCAAGAAUACCUCUAUAAAAUUAAAGCAGAAUCGUCAGAUUGCGAUAAAUGCUGAUGAGAUAACGAAGUUCCCAACGCUUUUUGAUGGUGCCCGAGUACGAAUUGCGAGCAGCAUAUUCAUGGUGAUUCAUUUGCCAAACGCUUUGGAAGUGUGGUGGGCUGAAUUUUACGGUCAAACGAAAGGACUUUGCGGAACGUUUACCGAAAAUCAAAAAGAUGAUUUUAUAACUCCUGACGGUGAUAUUGAACCCGCGGCGAUCGCCUUCGCCAAUAAAUGGAAGACAAGUGAAUAUUGUAUUGAUGAGCCUGAGAAUGAACCAAAACAUCCCUGCGAGUUAAAUCCUGAAAGGCGAGCGACUGCGGAAGAACACUGCUCCAAAAUAUAUAGUGAUAUUUUCUCAGAUUGCCAUUGGCAUAUCGAUCCAACGGAAUUUUACCGAGACUGUAUGUACGAUAUGUGCGCGUGCGAUGGUGAUAUAAAAUCGUGUCUUUGUCCUAUGUUAGCAGCGUAUGCAAAAGAUUGCGCGGUUCUAGGCGUGAAGCUUUCAUGGCGCACCGAGAUUAACGAGUGUAAAAUUCAUUGCAGCGGCGGACAGACUUAUCAAGUCUGUGGAAAUAGUUGCACAAGGUAACACCUUAUAAUGCAUUCAUUGCAUUUAUUUGUCGAGAUGUUUUGUAUUACGUUCAAUAAAUUGGUUGAAGGUUGCAACUGUCCAGAAGACCAAACAUUAGACGUGAAUGGCGAGUGUGUCCCAAUCGCUCAAUGUCCCUGCGUGCAUGCAGGUCGCGAAUACAAGCCUAAUUAUCGAGAAGUCCGUCCAGGCAACAAGGGACAAGAGCUUUGCUCUUGCAUAGGCGGUGUAUGGGAAUGCCGGUUAGCAACGCCAGACGAAAUUCGGGAGUAUCCACCGGUCACAGAAUUACUCUCCGUUUGCCAAGCUAGCAAACAUCUGGAGGUGACAGAUUGCGAGCCGGUGGAGCAGAGAACUUGCAGCAACAUGCACAUACAGAGCGAACAGACACCGUCGGUGUGCACAUCUGGUUGUGUCUGCAAAUCCGGAUAUGUUUUAGAUACAUCAAAUGGUGUCUGCAUCAAAGAAGAGGACUGUCCCUGUCAUCAUGGCGGAAAGAGCUACAAACAAGGCUCAGUUAUACAAGCCGAGUGUAAUACUUGCACGUGCGAGGGCACCAAAUGGAAAUGCACGGAUAGAAUUUGCGCAGGAAUCUGUUCUGUAUGGGGUGAUUCGCAUUAUAAAACAUUUGAUGGUAAAACAUAUGAUUUCCAAGGUGUAUGUGAUUAUGUCUUGGUGAAGAGUACUUUGAAUAAGGAAGAUUGUUUUGAUGUUUCCAUUCAGAACGUACCCUGCGGUACAAACGGAGUUGCAUGCUCGAAAUCGAUCAAGCUUACGAUUGGCAGUGGUGAACAACAGGAAGAGUUAAUUUUGACAAAAGGAAAGGAAUUACCUAAGGGAUCUUUUAAGAGAUUAUCGAUAAGGUCCGUUGGUCUCUUCGUAUUUGUUGAUGUGCCAGAUUUAGGAUUGGUGUUGCAAUGGGAUAAAGGUACCAGAGUUUACAUAAGAUUAAAUCCGGAAUGGAAGGGUCGCACGAUGGGUCUAUGUGGCGAUUACAACAAUAACGCCGAGGAUGAUUUUAAAACACCAUCUGGUGGGAUAUCUGAAGCUUCCGUCAAUUUGUUUGGGGACUCGUGGAAAAAGGAUACGUUCUGUCCUGAACCGAAAGAUGUGCAAGAUGUCUGCGAACAACAUCCUGAACGUAAGCUAUGGUCGCUACGACAGUGCAACGUGCUGAAGUCACCAUUGUUCUCACCGUGUCAUUCAGAAGUGGAGGUCGAGCCAUAUCUGCGCAACUGCAUUUUCGAUACAUGUAGCUGCGACGCCGGCGGCGACUGUGAGUGCCUGUGCACGGCGUUAGCUGCGUACGCGCACGAAUGCAAUAUACGAGGUGUCCCGGUGAAAUGGCGAACGCAAGAACUCUGCCCGUUGCAGUGCGACGAAAAAUGUAGCACAUAUUCACCUUGUGUUUCGACCUGUCCGCGUGAAACGUGCGAUAAUUCUAUGAUCGUGAGAGAUGGCUCGCAUCUAUGUGCGGAAGAUACAUGCGUGGAGGGCUGCCAGUUUCAGUCUUGUCCCGAAGGCCAAGUGUAUCGAAACGCCAGUUACACGGAAUGUAUACCCAAAUCGACGUGCCCAAAACCUUUCUGUAUUGAGUUUGAUGGGAUGACAUAUUAUGAGGGUGAUAGAGUCAGUGGCGACGAUUGCCACAGCUGCUUUUGCAGUCGUGGUAAGGUGAUCUGCAAAGGAGAAGCCUGCACCAGCAUGACUACCGCUGGUACUACUGCUGUGCCCUUGAUAGAGCCUCAGAAAUGCAUAGAUGGCUGGACCAAAUGGAUCAACGAGGAUCCAGCGAAAGGGAAGAAGUUCUUGGACGUCGAGCCCUUGCCCAAGUCGAUGGAUCUUGCUACUGCAAAUGGACUUGCAGUUUGCAACAGGGAGCACAUAGUUGACAUAAAAUGUAGAUCUGUUAAAGAACAUUUAAGUCCAAAGGAGACCGGUCUGGAUGUGGAGUGCAGUUUGGAGCGUGGUUUGUAUUGCCAAUCGCAUCCGGAUCUUCCUUGCGUGGAUUUCGAAAUUAGCGUAUUAUGCCGUUGCUCUGAACCAACUACGCACGGUGUUGAAAAAACGACAACGGAGAUUAGUACGGGGAUCGGGGAAAAAUGUGACAUCGCGCAGCCCAGUUCACCACAUCCGACAAAUUGUCAGCUGUUUUAUCAGUGCGUUCCUACAUUGACGGGAUACGAAUUGAUGGAAAGAUUGUGUAGUCCCGGUACUCUUUACAAUUCGGAGACUCAUGUGUGCGAUUGGCCGACAGAAGUUCUACGCACGCGACCAGAAUGUUCAGUUGAGUCCGGAGGAACUACGCAAGCCAGUGGCAGAACUGAAUGGAGCAGCAAUAGUACCAGUCAUUACAAUAACAUACUGUCGACCACAGUGAAAAAGAUAGUAUCAACCAUGAAGGUAUGCAAGGAAGACGAGACGUGGAGUGAUUGCGCAAUCCAGUGUGCUAGGGUGUGUCAGUACUAUCGUCACAUUCUAAUGACGCAGGGUCUCUGCAACGAAGGUACUGAUUGCAUUUCCGGAUGCAUCUCGAUCGACCGACCAACGUGUCCUUCGCACAAGUUUUGGAGAGACGGUAUUACCUGCGUGGAGGCGAAUCACUGUUCUUGUAAGUCUCAUGAUGGAGGCUCAGUUGCGCCCGGUGCCAUAAAAAAAGAAUCUGACUGCGAGACCUGUCAAUGUAUCAAUAAUUAUUACACUUGCGAUACAACUUUAUGCAAUAUCUCGGGUCAUGAAGUGACAGCAGGAACUGGAAGAGGACCGGAAACAACCGUACAACCACCACUCAGUACGACCUUGAGAAGUACUUGGGAAACAUUACCAGUUAUCGGGUCAUCCGUCAGUGAGCAAACGAUCCUUUUACAUAGCACGGUCACUCCGCCUGGAGAAUGCAGUGAUGCCAAUUACGUACCGCUGAUACAAAAUCUGCGGGAAGAAGUGAUUAUUCGUUCUAGCGGCAAUAGGAAUUCUGUUUUACGAUCCGAGGAUUUGUUAGUGUAUACAGAAGGAACAAUGUUGCUACCCAAGAAAUUCUGGGAACCUGAGAUGUUGAACACGGAUCAAUGGCUUAAUAUCGAGUUUAAUAAACCUGAACCAAUUUAUGGAGUGAUUCUGCAAGGAGGCGUUUCUGAAGAUAAAUUCGUAACUAGUUACAAGGUGCUCUUUUCGGAGGACGGCCAAACCUUCUCAUAUGUACUCGAUCAUGAGAAACAGCCACGCGUAUUCAGAGGACCCAUCGAUAAAAUCCAGUCUGUGAAGCAAAUAUUCUAUCAACCAAUUGAAGCGAAGAUCAUUCGUAUCAAUCCUCUGACAUGGCACAAUGGAAUCGGAAUUAAGAUGGAAGUGCUGGGUUGUCAGGAUCAUAUAACGUCAACGACAACGAAAACAACAACUUCCGAAAAGGUCGUGAUACCGAUUUGCGAGGAUUCAAUGGGAUUGGAUAACGGGCUGAUGACCAUGCAACAAAUUUCAGUGUCGAGCUCGCCGCAGCUGGUUCAAUAUCUUCGGUUGUCCACGGAAAGUGCGUGGCGUGCCGCUUUGGACAAUCCUCAUCAAUACGUUCAGUUCAACUUCCUAGAAGCUCGAAAUCUGACCGGAAUCACAACCAAAGGCGGCGGUGGCGCUUGGACAACUGCUUACAAAAUAUUUUAUAGCAAUGACGGACGUUAUUGGAAUCCAGUCGUCGAUGAGAACGGCGAUGAGAAGGUGUUUCUCGGCAAUUUUGAUACGGAAAGCCAGCGGACGAAUUUCUUCGAGAGACCAUUACACGCGAAGUUCCUAAAGAUACAACCCGUCAAAUGGCACGAUCAUAUUGCGUUGAAAGUCGAAAUCCUAGGCUGUUAUCUAAUGUAUCCUGUGUCAUCAACGACAUCAACAACCAAAUCGACGACGUUGUUUAAUCAAGAAUGCAACGUGUGCGACGGAAUUGAUCAAACGUCGAACGACGAAGGUUGCAAAUGCGAAGAUCCUUACUGGUGGGAUGGAGAGUCGUGCGUACCAAAACGAGAAUGUCCUUGCGUGGUUGGACACGUACCUUAUGCGGUAGGUAGCAUGUACGAGACGGACGAUUGCCAGCAGUGCGUGUGCUCUUUCAGCGGAACAGCAGCUUGCUUGCCGAAGAAGUGCGAGCCUUGCUUGGAACCGGGCCUGCGAUCUGUUGUCGGUGAAUUAUGCGCCUGUCUCUGCAAACCUUGCCCAGCAGGCACCAGGCACUGUCCUACGAGUGACGUGUGUAUAAACGAAACUGCAUGGUGCAACGGUGUUCAGGAUUGUCCGGAUGAUGAGAUGGAUUGUCCAAAGAUAAUUUCUACGACACCUAUCGUGAUCGAAUCUUCGACAACAAUCAAACAAGAAGUCACGACUAUCAGUCCCCCUCCAUUGCCAUGCGAGAAACCGAUUUGUCCACCCGGUUACAGAGUAGUUUUCAAGCAGGCAUCUCAACUACACGAUAAACCACAUCAUAAUGUUAAGACGAAUGUAAAAUCCAAAGGUCACAAAAGUUUUACAAAGAUGAAGGAGUACAAAAAGCAUCCAUAUCGUCAUCCGAUUCAUGAUCAUCCAAUGAAGGAUCAAUUAGCAACGGAAAAUAUUCAAUGCCCUGAGUUUAUUUGUGUGCCCACUAUCCGACCUCCUGUCUAUCCUAACGGGGAAAAGCCUGAAAAGUGUCCAGAGGUGUUUUGUCCACCGCAGUAUGAAGUAAUAUAUGAGAAGAUGAGCAUGUACAAGAUGCACAAAUGUCCCAAAUACGCUUGCCGACCAUUGCCACCACAGGAGGUAAUUUGCAACGUUACAGGUCGAACAUUCAACACGUUCGAUAAUAUGGAAUACAAGUACGAUAUCUGCAAUCACAUUUUAGCUCGAGACAUGUAUGGUAAUGAAUGGUAUAUCACGUUGGAGAAGCAGUGCACCGACUCGCGUGGACAGCAAUCUUGCACACGGGUUUUGGCGGUGAUGCUGAAUGAACGCGCAAUCGUGCUUUAUUCAGAUUUACACGCAGACAUUGACGAAUAUACUUUCACAGCCGAGCAAAUAGCACGACUCGGAAAUCGAUUACCUGGUUUUAAGCUUUCACGCACAGGCGACAAGAUCAUCUUUGUCUCACAUCGCUAUGGUUUCUGGGUGAUCUGGGACUCGGGCACCAACGUGAAGAUCGGCAUCACCACGAAACUGGCAGAUCGCGUAGAUGGCUUGUGCGGAUACUUCGACGGUGAUAUCACGAAUGAUCGCCAGACACCUGAAGGUACACAAGCGAGAAGCACAGUUCAGUUUGGGGACAGCUGGGCGAUGGAAAACACGGAAUGCGAUGUACAUGUGUGUCCACAUGACGUUCAGGAGCGGGCUUGGACCAUCUGUAAUUCCGUGAAAAGUCCAAUCCUACUAGACGCGUGUUCUGCAGUUGUCGACGUCGACAGAUUUGUGUCUGGCUGCGUGGAGAGCAUGUGCUCUUGUUUGCAAACUUCUAAUAGUUCUUACGAAGACUGUCGGUGUCGUUUGCUGACGAGCUUCGUUGGCGAAUGCGAAGCUAUCAUCGGUCCUGGCGCUGAUCCGUUAUCGGAUUGGAGAACCGCUUAUGAUUGUCCUGUGAGUUGCCCAUCACCGUUUGUCCAUCGGGAUUGCUUCCGCAGCAAGUGCGAAAUCACCUGCGAUAAUUUACACGAAGUGGAACCGUGUCCGCCAAUGCGAGGUGUUUGUUUCCCCGGCUGCUUCUGCCCGGAUGGACUGGUGCGUCGAAAUGACGAAUGUGUGCCGCCAGCGCAAUGUCGGGAUUGCGUGUGCGAUGGCCUUGGCGAUGCCAAGUUCAUCGAUUUCAAUCGCCAGGGUUUUAUGUUCGCCGGUAAUUGUACUUAUCUACUUUCGGGGAAUAUCGUGGAGAACGCGAAGAGUCGGGAAGAGGCUCGUGUAUAUCAAAUCUUGAUCACCAAUGGAUAUUGUGAUACCGGUACAUGUACAGAAGCUAUUACCCUACUCUACGAGAAGCACAUAGUACAAAUCAAACGAGCAGAACGUUCAAAGGAUCUACGGGUGGUAAUCAACGAUUCCCAGGUGGAAAACUUUCCGCACAACCUCACAUGGAUUGUUUUAAAUCGAAUGUCGACUGGAGAUGUAACUUUGCUCAUACCGUCCUUCCAAUUAGAACUUGUCAUCUUCCAACAGAACUUCGCAUUUACCUUGAAACUACCUUCACAUAUCUUCAGCGAUGAUACGGAGGGUUUAUGCGGUAGUUGCAACGCCGAUGCCGAAAAUGGUUUCGAGAAACGUGAUGGAGAGAUUACCAAUGACGUCGAGGAGUUUGGCAAAUCCUGGUUGGUUGGCAAAGAUCUGUUGACGCAGUUAGGUUGGAGCGAUCAAACAUGUUCCAGUAAUCAAAUUGAAUGUACACCUCCACCAGAGGAAGAUCUCUGCAAGAAAUUUCUACUAGAUUUAGCAACCUUCAAGCAAUGUCAUAGCAUUGUUGAUCCAAAACCAUAUUUAGAUUGUUGUCACGAUGCGUUAUGCACUGACAGAAAUUAUUGCGACAGCUUAGAGAUGUACGCGAGGAAAUGUUCGGAAGCUAGUCUAUGUUUAGAUUGGAGAUCUAACGAAAUCUGUCCUUACACGUGUCCCAAAGAUCUUGUCUACCAGGCAUGUGAAUCCAGCUGUAAAGAAACGUGUGAUACCAUAAAUGGUUCAGACAAUUCUAAGUGCGCGUCUGAUCUAAUCGAAGGAUGUUUUUGUCCAGUCGAUCAUGUGUUCCAUAAUGAUUCCUGUAUACCGAAAAAGAAUUGUUUCGUUUGUGAUAAAGAUGGUCACGUGCAGGGAGAUAUCUGGCACCCGGACAAAUGCACCGAAUGCAAUUGUAAUGAUGGAGUUGUAAAUUGUCAAACGAUGGAAUGUCCUGUGUUGGAUACGAUCUGUGAAGAAAAUAUGACACCUGUCCUUAUCAAUGGAACCGAGGAAAGAUGUUGCGCCAAAUAUUUGUGUGCUCCAAAGCCGACAGCGCCUACAAUAUGUAUUGAGUCACAGGAGCCAGAAUGUGGCUUUGGCCAGACAAUGAAAGUGAUUACCGAUACUGAUGGUUGUCACAAAUUUAUAUGUCAAUGCUUGCCUGUAAGCGAAUGUCCCAUUUUCGAUAAUUUUACAAAUGAAAUAGAGCAAUUACAGCCUGGUUUUAUACAUAUAAUGAAUAUAUCUGGUUGCUGCCCGCGACCAAGUAAAAUAUGUGAUCCGAGAAUCUGUCCUUCUGCACCAAACUGUCCGGAUUAUUAUAAUGUUAUUACAACGAUGCUUGUAGACAGUUGUUGUCCCACUUACGAAUGUGUGCCGCCAAAGGAUGUUUGCCUUUAUACAAAUAAUGAAGAACAAGGCAAACAACAAGUAGCGAAAAAAAUUGGUGAAGAAUGGAAGGACGGUAAAUGCAAAACGUGCGUGUGCGAGAAUUCGGAUGAUGGUCCUAAAACAAAUUGUUUAUUUACGGAAUGUUCAAGUAUGAGCGCACAUCCUGAUGUAAACGAUUAUGUACUUGAAGAAAUAUUAUUGGAUGAUAAAUGCUGUCCAAUCUUUGAGCGUACUGCUUGCAAAUGGAAAGGCAAUAUAUACAAUAUUGGCGAAAGUUGGAAGCCCAAUAUUGAAGAUGCUUGUCUCAUGAUGCAAUGUAACAAAGAUUCAGUAACAGGUGGUAUACAGAUAUUGAAUAAAUUUCAAGAAUGUGAUACCAUGUGUGACUAUGGAUACAAAUAUCAAGUGCCUAAAGAUACCAGCGUUAAUUGCUGUGGUACAUGUAUCCAAGUUGCGUGCAUUGUAGAAGGCAUGCUUAAAAAUGUAGGAGAACAAUGGUACUCUGACGAUCAUUGUACAAUGUAUCUUUGCAAAUCAAUAAAUGGAAGUGUAUACCUAGAAGCGAGUACUGAAACUUGCCCAGAAAUCGAUCCGCAAAUGAAAUCCGAGUUCGAAAUAGAAGCACGCAAAAUUCCAGGAAGAUGUUGUCCGGAAAUUGUUAAAACAGCUUGUCGUAAUGAUGGAAAAUUGUAUAAACCUGGAGAAACUUGGAAAUCUCUCACAGAUAGCUGUGUCAUUGAGACAUGUGUGGAUGGUCCGAAUAUAACAAAGCGUAAAGAGGUUGAAGUGUGUUCAAAACAGUGUUCUCAAGGAUGGUCAUAUCAAGAACCAGAAGAUGGUAAAUGUUGCGGAGAAUGCAAGCAAGCGUUUUGUGUGCUCGAAGAUACUCUGUAUGCGCCUAGCAUGACAUGGUCGUCCGAUGAUAAUUGUACUAUUUAUAUGUGCAUGGAAAUUAACGAACAGCUAUCUCUUGCUGUGAGUCCAGUUGCUUGUCCAGAUGUAACAAAUUGCCCUGAUGAAUCGAUUUAUCAAGAUCAAUGCUGUAGACGAUGUAAUAUGAGCAUUAAUAUAAAAGAUCAGAUUAAAGAAACAUGUGAAGCAGUUUUCAUAGAUGCAAACAGUACUGUAGGUAUGCUGAGUAUAAAUCAUUCAUUUCAUGGAAAAUGUAAAAACGUGGAUGCUAUUGAGGGUAUUAAACAAUGCAAUGGAUCAUGCCACUCUUCAACAUUCUUUGACAGUGAAAACUGGACUCAAGUAAAUGAUUGUCAAUGUUGUCAAGUGAAGGAAUACAUGGGUAUCAUUGCCAAUUUGAAAUGCGAAGACGGCAAAAGAUUGAAGAAACAAAUGGCAAUACCGCGUUCUUGUUCUUGUCAAAAUUGUGAUUCCUCAAACAUUAAGAACGAAAAUAAGACAAAGAAGAAGGGUUAAUCUCUAAAGGAUGUAUACUUGCUUGAUCAUUUAUUCUUAUUCAUGUAUUUUUAAAUAAGACAUUUUCUCCUGUAUUUUAAUAUGCAAA
Acromyrmex echinatior (Panamanian leafcutter ant) is the source of this 12027-nucleotide messenger RNA. It is a transcript of the gene Hml, whose product is annotated as hemolectin. Gene Ontology annotation, molecular function: protein binding; chitin binding. The record is from RefSeq and is a predicted model, not a curated record. Lineage: Eukaryota; Metazoa; Arthropoda; Insecta; Hymenoptera; Formicidae. Gene Ontology annotation, cellular component: extracellular matrix; extracellular region.